This is a messenger RNA of Impatiens glandulifera, 2233 nucleotides long. RefSeq names its product calcium-dependent protein kinase 26. Gene Ontology annotation, molecular function: calcium-dependent protein serine/threonine kinase activity; ATP binding; calcium/calmodulin-dependent protein kinase activity. Gene Ontology annotation, biological process: peptidyl-serine phosphorylation; intracellular signal transduction; protein autophosphorylation. The coding region runs from base 273 to 1925 and encodes 550 amino acids. The transcript has 9 exons. Gene Ontology annotation, cellular component: nucleus; cytoplasm. NCBI's taxonomy places the organism in Eukaryota, Viridiplantae, Streptophyta, Magnoliopsida, Ericales, Balsaminaceae. The record is from RefSeq and is a predicted model, not a curated record.
AUCACUCGUCAAAAUUCAAUUCUUGACCACCCUUCCUUCUCCUUUCAUUGUUAAUUGUGGGAACAAAGAAGAAGAAAGAAAGAAAGUUCAGCCUCAUCAUCAUCUUCAAACGUGAUCUUAACCAUGCUUAUGCUGCUGCCGCUGCUGCUUCUCGAUCAUAAAUAAACGAGAAAUCGCAGCGGCGGAUGAAUGAUUGAUUGAAUGAAUGAAUGAGAGAAAAUAACUGACUAGGAGGAAGAAGAAGAUAAGAAGCGGUCGUCAAUCGUUGUUUGAUGGGAAACUCAUGCCGGGGAUCUUUUGGAGAGAAGAAUAUCCAGGGCUACAAUCUGCCCGAAGAACAACCCGUUUCCAAACGCAACAAUACCACUAGCCACUCAAACUAUUCUCCUACCAGCUCGCCCAGUCAAACCAAGCAAUUCAUUUCUCGAGACUUCUCCCCCAAUUUCACCUUUUCUGAUAUGAAGCGUUGCACCGACAACCAGUCUUAUUACGUUCUUGGUCACAAAACCCCCAACAUUCGUGACAUUUACACCCUAGGUCGUAAACUAGGUCAGGGUCAAUUCGGCACCACUUAUUUAUGCACCGAGAUUUCAACAGGGGUCGAAUAUGCGUGUAAAUCUAUUUCUAAGAGGAAACUGAUUUCAAAAGACGACGUCGACGAUGUGAGGAGGGAGAUUCAGAUCAUGCACCACUUAGCGGGUCACACGAACAUCGUUACCAUUAAGGGCGCUUAUGAGGAUCCUCUGUAUGUUCAUAUCGUAAUGGAGCUUUGUGCUGGGGGUGAAUUGUUUGACCGUAUUAUUCAAAGGGGACAUUACAGCGAGAGAAGAGCGGCUCAAUUGACCAAGAUUAUUGCUGGGGUUGUCCAGGCAUGCCACUCGCUUGGAGUUAUGCAUAGAGAUCUCAAGCCUGAAAACUUUCUUCUCGUUAACAGGGAUGAUGACUUUAAUCUCAAAGCCAUCGAUUUUGGACUUUCCGUUUUCUUUAAGCCAGGUCAAGUUUUUAAGGAUGUUGUUGGAAGUCCAUACUAUGUUGCUCCAGAGGUACUCUUGAAACACUAUGGACCAGAAGCAGAUGUCUGGACUGCAGGAGUUAUACUUUACAUACUACUAAGUGGUGUACCACCAUUCUGGGCUGAAACACAACAGGGAAUAUUUGACGCAGUUCUGAAAGGGCACAUUGACUUUGAGUCUGACCCGUGGCCUCUCAUAUCUGAAAGUGCAAAGGAUUUAAUAAGAGGGACCCUAUGCUCCAAACCAUCUCAACGGUUAACUGCACAUCAAGUUCUAUGUCAUCCUUGGAUCUGUGAAAAUGGAGUUGCCCCUGAUAGAGCCUUGGAUCCUGCUGUGCUUUCUCGUCUCAAGCAAUUCUCUGCAAUGAAUAAGCUAAAGAAGAUGGCUUUACGUGUUAUUGCUGAACGUCUGUCAGAAGAAGAGAUUGCUGGUUUGAGAGAGAUGUUUAUAUCAAUGGAUACUGAUAAUAGUGGUGCCAUCACAUUUGACGAACUUAAGGCUGGAUUAAGAAGAUAUGGAUCAACCUUAAAGGACACAGAAAUCCGUGACCUAAUGGAUGCAGCUGAUGUAGACAACAGCGGAACAAUUGACUAUGGAGAAUUCAUAGCAGCAACAAUUCAUCUGAACAAAUUGGAGCGUGAGGAGCAUCUGAUGGCUGCAUUUGGAUAUUUUGACAAGGAUGGGAGUGGUUAUAUUACAGUUGAUGAGCUUCAACAUGCUUGUAUAGAGCAUAACAUGACUGAUGUUUUUUUGGAGGAUAUUAUCAAAGAAGUUGAUCAAGACAAUGAUGGGAAAAUUGAUUAUCAGGAAUUUGUUGCGAUGAUGCAAAAGGGGAAUGCUGGAGGAGUUGGAAGAAGAACAAUGAGAAACAGUCUAAAUAUUAGCAUGACAGAUGCACCUGGAGCUCAUUAGCUUCUUCUAUCUAUCUAUAUUCACAAACCAUGUACAGUUGUAAGUGGAAACGGAUGGCGUCUUGUCUGUUGUGUGGUUCAAAAGGACAUAUGAGGCCUGUUUGCAGGUGAAGUGAGAACGGACAUGUUCACAAAAAACUUUUGUUUCCUCGUCCACAUACAUACACAAUACAUACACAACCUUUGGGAGAGAUUUCUGUUUGAGCAAGUCUUAGUGCUAACAUGGUUGUAAAUUAACUAAAAUGUGAAAGUUAUAUUUGCUGUAAUUGUUGUCUAAUAAUAAUAAUAUUAUUAUUAUUAAUUCUUGUA